GGGAUGCUUAGCCUUAAAAUUAAGCCCCUCCAGCGCCUCCAGCGCCUCCACAUUGCUCAACGAUGGCAGUUGCUGAUUGCUGAUAGCUUCGAUUAAUUUGGUGACAAUAUCACAUUUCGUCUUCUCUAAUAACAAUCAUGACAGACCAGCCCCAGAGUCUGCGAGCUCUUUUCGAUGCCGCCAAAGCGGACAAGACCGCCUUGGAACACAGCGUGGAACCCAACAGCAAGGCAUCUCGUGACCUUGUUUCAGCGGCGAUUUCGAAGCUCCAAGAAUGCCAAAAGCUGGUAAGCCAGCUGUCGCUAUUCAGCUCCAACGAGGGCCUGGAAGAUAUCCCCAGCGGCGAUUUACAAUUCUUGACGGUAGAUUACUUUUUGGCAGAGUUACUACAACGAUCAUCUUCGUCCGAUCGGGGGGAACUUCUACGACGCGCAACGGCAGAAUAUGAGAAGUAUUUGACAAGGCUUGAUCAGUACGAAUUACUGUCAGCUAGCGAUCGGAAAAUGUUUGAGCAAUAUUUAGAGAACCCUUUCACUUUUUCCCUGGCUUCGAAAAACGACGCCCAGAACAGGCGCGACAUCAAGGUCGCCAGGUUCCGUCAGGAAAAGGAGCUGAAGCAAAAAUUGGAGUAUUUUUCUCAAAAUCAAACUCGUCUUCAGAAUGACGACGAUGCCGUGCGCCAAUUGUACCUCGCAGAAAUCAGCCUCUACAACCACCAGACUUUUCAGUCACUCGAUAUGAUAUCACAGGAACUAGAAAUCUUAUCGCAAAUGCGUAAUGCCCCUCCCCGUCCCGACCAGACACUGCAACAUGACUCGAGGAGACGAGUCGACGCCGAUAGAACAGGAUAUACAGAACGGCUUGAUGCCCCGCUGGCUCAGCUGUUGGGCCGCCAGAAGGGCCCACUACUGAGCAAACACGGAAAACCCUUGCAGCCUUUCACACUCACAGAUCGCCGGACGGAGCUUCAGCGAGGUGUAUUCCGACCUAGUCAUAACCUACCUACGAUGUCUAUUGAUGAGUAUUUGGAAGAAGAAAGGAAACGAGGAGGUAUUAUUGAAGGUGGAAAUAAUGAGCAACCACAAGAGAUUGACGAAGAUGAUAUGAAUAGAGCUGACAACGAAACUAUGAAGGCUCGAGCUUGGGACGAAUUCACGGAAGAUAAUCCUAGAGGAUCUGGAAAUACACUCAACCGGGGCUGAGUCAUUGAUAACCACACUUUUAUUCUCUUACAUGUAGAAUUUAUA
Messenger RNA from Talaromyces proteolyticus, 1247 nucleotides. Its product is annotated as putative TOR signaling pathway regulator. Gene Ontology annotation, cellular component: cytosol. Gene Ontology annotation, biological process: regulation of dephosphorylation; regulation of signal transduction. Lineage: Eukaryota; Fungi; Ascomycota; Eurotiomycetes; Eurotiales; Trichocomaceae. Gene Ontology annotation, molecular function: protein phosphatase 2A binding. The coding region runs from base 138 to 1202 and encodes 354 amino acids. The record is from RefSeq and is a predicted model, not a curated record. The transcript is spliced from 3 exons.